This is a messenger RNA of Xiphias gladius (swordfish), 3867 nucleotides long. RefSeq names its product transient receptor potential cation channel, subfamily C, member 4b (gene trpc4b). The record is from RefSeq and is a predicted model, not a curated record. Gene Ontology annotation, molecular function: protein binding; store-operated calcium channel activity; inositol 1,4,5 trisphosphate binding. Gene Ontology annotation, biological process: regulation of cytosolic calcium ion concentration; calcium ion transmembrane transport; manganese ion transport. Bases 344 to 3103 code for a protein of 919 amino acids. The transcript is spliced from 11 exons. Gene Ontology annotation, cellular component: membrane; cation channel complex. NCBI's taxonomy places the organism in Eukaryota, Metazoa, Chordata, Actinopteri, Istiophoriformes, Xiphiidae.
GUGCACCGUCGGUCCGCCGGGGUAGUUCCGCUCCUGUUCCCACCUGUUCCGACGCGUCCCCCCCUUUUUUUUUUUUUUUUUUCUUUUUUGCAGAGAAAUGUGCCGGUCGUUAACAUGGCCUUAAAAUGCCCCCACACCCAGAGAGCGAAGGAGGGAGGGGGGGGCAGGGCAGGGCAUGGCAUGGCAUGCCGUUAAGUUGCAGCGUCUUCAGUGGAGACUUAGGUGAUAAGAGGAGGAUCCGACCGCGCAACUUUCCUCCUUUGACAGCCGCAGCCUCCGGGUCGGGCCGAAUCCAAACCGGAAAGCAACAGAAGGACGUUGACACUGGGACACCGUAGCGGCAAUGUCACAGCUGUAUUACCGGAAGACUGAGAACUCCUCAUACAGGGACCGCAUCCCUCUGCGGAUCGUGCGGGCCGAAGCUGAGCUCUCUGCCAUGGAGAGGGCCUACCUGGGGGCUGUAGAGAAGGGGGACUACGCCAGUGUGAAGCAAGCCCUGGAGGAGGCCGAGAUCUAUUUCAGAAUCAACAUAAACUGCAUCGACUCGCUGGGACGCACAGCCCUGCUCAUCGCCAUUGAAAAUGAGAACCUGGAGAUCAUUGAGCUGCUGCUCAGUUAUAAUGUAUAUGUGGGUGAUGCCCUGCUACAUGCCAUCCGUAAAGAGGUGGUGGGGGCUGUGGAGCUGCUGCUCAACCACAAGAAGCCACGUGGAGAGAAACAGGUCCCACCAAUUUUGCUGGACAAGCAGUUUUCCGACUUCACCCCAGACAUCACUCCAAUCAUUCUUGCAGCCCAUACCAACAACUAUGAGAUCAUCAAACUGCUCGUGCAACGGGGUGUUUCCAUACCCCAGCCACAUGCUGUACAUUGCAACUGCAUAGAGUGCAUGUCCAGUUCAGACGUGGAUGGCCUGCGUCACUCGCGCUCUCGCCUUAACAUCUACAAGGCCCUCUCCAGCCCGUCGCUCAUCGCCCUCUCCAGCGAGGAUCCCUUCCUCACGGCUUUUCAGCUCAGCUGGGAGCUGAAGGAGCUCAGUACAGUGGAGAAUGAGUUCAAGUCAGAGUAUGAGGAGCUGUCCCACAUGUGUAAACAAUUUGCAAAAGACCUCCUGGACCAGACCCGAAGCUCUAAAGAGUUGGAAAUAAUCCUCAACUACCGGGAUGACAUCAAUCCUCUCCUAGAUGAGAACGCUAAUGAUCUGGCACGACUGAAGCUAGCUAUCAAAUAUUGCCAGAAAGAGUUCGUUGCUCAGCCCAACUGUCAGCAGCUGCUGGCGUCUCGGUGGUAUGAUGAGAUCCCAGGCUGGAGGAGGCGUCACUGGGCAGGAAAGCUCAUCACGUGUAUCUUCAUUGGCCUCCUCUUUCCACUGUUAUCCAUCUUCUACCUGAUCUCUCCAAAGAGUCGCUAUGGCUUAUUCAUCCGUAGGCCUUUCAUUAAGUUCAUCUGUCACACUGCUUCCUACCUGACCUUCCUCUUCCUGCUCUUCUUGGCCUCACAGCAUAUAGCUUCUGCACACCCGGACUUUCAGGGCCCAGCACCGACCACUGUUGAAUGGAUGAUCCUGCCCUGGGUGCUUGGCUUUAUAUGGACUGAGAUCAAACAGAUGUGGGACAGUGGUUUCCAAGACUACAUAGAUGACUGGUGGAACUUAAUGGACUUCAUAAUGAACACCUUGUAUCUUGGAACCAUUUCUCUGAAGAUUGUUGCCUAUGCAAAGUACAGUGGGCAUAAACCCAGAAACAGCUGGGAAAUGUGGCAUCCGACUUUGGUGGCAGAGGCAUUGUUUGCUAUCGCCAACAUCUUCAGCUCCUUGCGCCUCAUCUGCCUUUUCACUGCCAACUCCCAUCUGGGGCCCUUGCAGAUCUCACUGGGUCGCAUGCUGCUGGACAUCCUAAAGUUUCUCUUCAUCUACUGUCUAGUACUUCUAGCCUUUGCCAAUGGCCUCAACCAGCUGUACUUUUAUUAUGAAACAAAUGAUGUCAAUAAUUGCAAGGGUAUUCGCUGUAAUCAGCAAAACAACGCCUUCUCAACGCUGUUUGAGACACUGCAGUCACUAUUUUGGUCUGUGUUUGGCCUGAUUUCCCUCUAUGUGACCAAUGUGAAACCAGAACAUGAAUUCACUGAAUUUGUGGGCUCUACCAUGUUUGGCACAUACAAUGUGAUCUCUCUGGUAGUGCUACUGAACAUGCUAAUUGCGAUGAUGAACAACUCCUACCAAAACAUAGCUGAUCAUGCAGAUAUAGAGUGGAAAUUUGCAAGAACAAAAUUAUGGAUGAGCUGUUUUGAAGAAGGGGGGACUUUGCCAUCUCCCUUUAACAUAAUACCCAGUCCAAAGUCAAUUUACUAUCUAAUUGGAUGGAUAAAGACACGUUUGUUUAGGAGACCAAGCAUAAAAAGGCUUGAAACCUUCGAAACCUUGGGGAGACGUGCAGCCAAAAAUGUAAGAUUAAACCACGAGUAUCAGGAGGUUUUGAGGAACCUUGUGAAGCGGUAUGUGGCCGCAAUGAUCAGAGAUGCCAAGACAGCUGAAGGGUUGACAGAAGAGAAUUUCAAGGAGCUUAAGCAGGAUAUCUCCAGUUUCCGCUAUGAAGUCCUGGGAAUGAUGAAGGGUAAAUUUCAUGGUAGGGUACCAAGUGAAGUUGCAAGCUCCACCAUGGCAUACGCUGGAAAUUCAUUUAAAUAUUCUCCCAAACUCCCCACUGAUGAGCCUGAACAGAAGAUGACCAUGUUUGAUGUGAUCACUGCCACCCUACAGAGCGGAGCUGCCAACACCACCAGCUCUGUUUUCUCCAACAGGGUCACCAAUGGUUCAGUUGUUCCAUCCAGCACUGGAAAGACUCGGACUGAGCUAUCCAAAGAUGUCUCAGAUGCUGGGUCCCACCAGAACCAGAGCACACUCUCCUCGCAGAAAUUUGAUGAAAUAAAUUCAUUGUCAGAGGACGAUUCAUUGGGAUCUGGUGGACAAAACCAAAAGCAACUUCAGACUGAGAAAGUGAUUGUGGAAGUCUUACAGACAGUGGAGAAGAACAUUCAGGAGAUUGAACAUUCCUGCAGUGAGCACAAUAAGGAAGUGAAAAACGGGCCAAAAAAAUAUAAAAAUUAAUCUUUCUGCAAGUGAGGGAUUUUAAUCAUGUCAGAGCAACAUUUUAGGACGACAUUUUUAAACUUUAAUUAUUUCCUCUACCAGUUUGAAAAUACUUUACUUAAAUAAAUGAAUUCUCUCAAAGUAAACGGUACCGAAGUUAAAAUGUAUGUUCAGUUUAAAUCUUGUAUCCUGUCGUGUAUGCAAUGGUAUAAUAAUGUUAUGUUAUUUCAACAUUAUAUUACAAACAGUCAUCUCUGAUUGAUAGAAAGAAAUACAAAUACAGGCUACUGAGUGAGGACUGACCUCAGUGAGUGCUGACUUGAUGCUCUGGGCAUUGUGACACAGGUCAGUGAUUCGUGUUUUACCUUGAGCAAUUAAUUCCAAAGAGCCAAGACAUCCUGUUGCCUGUCCUCUACUCUUCCACCUUGAACUGUUGUCCUACUGUAAGGUGCGAAAUACUGCCUAUAGAAAAACUAUUUACUUGUCAUAUGCCGACAGUAUCCAGUUCUUUUUGAUAAAAAAUUAACUCUACAGGAGAAGAAAUAUUCAAAUCAGCACUGAGUAAGAGCAAGUUUGUUUGUAUUUAAUGUGUGACCUAAUUUAAUAUGUAAUUUUAAUGCAUUAUCCAGCUGAUUUAACAAGUCAUGUAGCACCUAGCUCAGAGAUUAGGAACAGUUUCAAUGGUGGAUCUUUUACUGCACAGUUACCAAAGUUUUACUCCUAAUUUUGUUGUUGGAGCAGAAGAGACACCCAAUGUAAUCUUGAUGAGUUCUUUUUUUUUU